AGAUUGGUAUUAAGUUUGAGAAUUCAGCCCAUGUUUUUUUAAGAUCAAAAAACAGAGUCAAUUUUUGAAAUCCAACCCCUCCCAAUCUCACCAAAUUCUUCAGAAAAUUCAAAAACCCAUCUCCCAAAUCUCUCUUUCUUGCAAAUAUUCCACUUCUCUUGCGCAAGUUUUAAUUUUUAUUUUGUUUACUUUCUUUGGUGAUUCAAUCCAGUCAAAACCCCCUGUUCGUUGUUAUUUAGCUCUCUGUAAAUGGUCGAAUUUCGUUGAAUUUUCAUCGCAAUUUAUGUUUUUUUUUUGUUCUCUGUAAAAAUCGAAUAUUCCUUCUGUUGAUGCGUGCUGUGUUGUGAUCCUCUGUCAUUUUAUUUUCCCCCCUUUGGUUCAAAUUGAAGUAUUAAAUUCAAAACCACCAUUCUCUAGAUCAUCAAAUUUUGAAUGAUGGGAGUUCAGAAAGAUAGAGUAAAAUUCAAUGUCGGCGGCCGAAUCUUCGAAACCACCGCCACCACCCUCGCAAACGCCGGCCGGAAUUCCCUCUUCGGAGCCAUGUUCGACGAGAAUUGGAAUCUCCAAUCCAAUCCCGCCACCACCGCCGCCGCCACGGAACACUUCAUCGACCGAAACCCCGAUUGCUUCUCCAUCCUCCUCGACCUCCUAAGAACAGGGGAGCUCCACAUCCCAACAAACAUCCCGGAAAAGCUCCUCUACAAAGAGGCCCUAUUCUACGGGCUAUCCGACCACGUCAGAACCGCCAGGUGGGGCCCGUUCGAUGGGAACAGGCUCCACCUGGCCCGGUCCGUGCACGGCCGGGCCCCGGGCGACGGCACCGCCAUCCGGGCCGGCCCGGACGGCGGCUGCUGCGUCGCCCACGGCAGCAUGGUCCACGUCUACGACUGGACGCUCGAGGAGCACCCUCCAAUCAACCUCGACUACCAGAGGGUGAACGACGCAAUUUGGGUCGAUUCGGAUAAUAUCGUAAUUAGCGCGUGCGAGAGGUUAGGCAGAGACGAAGGCGGUAUGGGACUGUUCAGCACGUCGAACGGGGAGUUGAGGUAUAAAUUCCACGUGGCGCACGAAAAUCAAGCGAAAAGCUACACCGGUGGAGCGUUGAGCUUUAAUCAAGAUUAUAAGUUGUUUUCGAGUUGUAAAGGGAGGAGUAACGAAUACGGGAUUGGCGUGUGGGACCAAGUCACCGGAAACCAAGUCGAUUUCUUUUACGAGCCGCCCGGUUGGUCGCUCGGGGAAGCGGACAAGCUACAAUGGCUACACGGCACGAAUUGUCUACUCGUCGCGACACUAUUCCCGAGGAAGGAUAAUUGCUACAUAGGUUUGUUGGAUUUUAGAGAUAAGAGCAUGGUUUGGUCUUGGUCAGAUAUCGGUGCGCGUAUUACCGACGAGAGGAGAGUUAGAGACGCGAUAGCUAUGGAGGAAACCAACUCUAUAUGCGUGGUGAACGAGUACGAGGAUCUAGGGUUUAUGGACUUGAGGCGCGCGGGAAGUAUCGUGAGGUGGAGCUCGAGGAGUAGGCUAAUGAAGGGGAAAAUGCCGGACGAGCCUUGUUAUCCGAAGCUUGCAUUGCACGAAGGGCAGCUUUUUUCGUCGAUGAACGAUAGCGUGUCGGUUUUCGCGGGGCCCGAUUGGGUUUUGACCUCUAGGUUGAGGAAUAGCUACGGCGGUUCCAUUUGCGAUUUCUCGAUCGGGGGCGAUAGGCUAUUUGCGUUGCAUAGUGACGAGAAUGUUUUCGACAUAUGGGAGACACGGGCGCAUUCCAUCGUGUGAUUCUUGAUUUUUGGGAUUUUUUAAUAUUUUUUUUUUAGAUUGUAAUUUGUAUAGAUUUUUUGUGAUUGACAUUAAUUGAUUGCUUAACAACCAUAUUUUUAUUUUUUUUGGAAUGUAUCUUUGCUUCUAGUAGUUGAAGAUUGUAUUUUUAUAUUCUAAUCUUAUUACAUUGUUACUUUUGAGCAAAAUCCUCAUCAACAAUGUUUACUUUGUUCACCUUUUUUUACUUUAGUAAAAGAUGAUAUAUUAUUCUUAUUAUCAUAUGAUAUUGUAAUG
Erythranthe guttata (spotted monkey flower) is the source of this 2049-nucleotide messenger RNA. RefSeq names its product BTB/POZ domain with WD40/YVTN repeat-like protein. The record is from RefSeq and is a predicted model, not a curated record. Gene Ontology annotation, biological process: protein homooligomerization. Lineage: Eukaryota; Viridiplantae; Streptophyta; Magnoliopsida; Lamiales; Phrymaceae. Gene Ontology annotation, molecular function: protein binding.